UGGGACCAGGACUUCGGGAGGACACCAUGGCCGGGAGGCUGUGGUGCAAGGCCAUUUUUGCUGGCUACAAACGUGGCCUCAGAAACCAGCGGGAGCACACUGCCCUUCUGAAGAUUGAAGGGGUUUAUGCCCGUCAGGAGACAGACUUCUACUUGGGCAAGAGGUGUGCCUAUGUGUACAAAGCUAAAAACAACACGGUCACCCCCGGCGGGAAGCCCAACAGGACACGAGUCAUCUGGGGGAAGGUGACCCGUGCCCACGGCAACAGCGGCAUGGUGCGCGCCAAGUUCCGCUCCAACCUCCCUGCCAAGGCCAUUGGACACAGAAUCCGGGUGAUGCUGUAUCCAUCUAGGAUCUAAAUUUUUAUUAAAAAUAAAGUGGAGAAUCUGUU
Chaetura pelagica (chimney swift) is the source of this 391-nucleotide messenger RNA. It is a transcript of the gene RPL35A, whose product is annotated as ribosomal protein L35a. Gene Ontology annotation, molecular function: structural constituent of ribosome. The record is from RefSeq and is a predicted model, not a curated record. The transcript is spliced from 4 exons. NCBI's taxonomy places the organism in Eukaryota, Metazoa, Chordata, Aves, Apodiformes, Apodidae. Gene Ontology annotation, biological process: cytoplasmic translation; ribosomal large subunit biogenesis. Gene Ontology annotation, cellular component: cytosolic large ribosomal subunit; ribosome. Bases 27 to 359 code for a protein of 110 amino acids.